Molecule: messenger RNA, 981 nt
Organism: Clonostachys rhizophaga
Lineage: Eukaryota; Fungi; Ascomycota; Sordariomycetes; Hypocreales; Bionectriaceae
Source: the annotation of a GenBank genome assembly
AUGUCGCUCUGCAUGUUGGUCGUUAGCGUUGUUGUCGCGCCCAUGGCUCGUUGCAGCAAUCAUGCAAUCUACCCAAAAGCACCAGACUCAUCCACCAACUCUUCAAGUGCACCAGCAAACACUAGUUCCAAGUCCCAGGGUGACUAUACUAAUGAGAGCGAUUGCUAUAUGUGUAUGAGCGCGCAAGCUCAAGAAAGCAAUGAACCCUGCUAUCAAUGCAAGAACAAACAUGAAUUAUCUCAGUUCUAUAUCAAUUCACUCCCAAUCACUUCUCUUCUUCAACAAUUCCAAGUGACACUCGCGCUACUCGAGUUAUACAACGAGGAGAAUCACACCAUACAAGUUUCUUCAUGGAUCUAUCCUACAUCCUGCUUCACACAAGACACCACUGGACUAGUGUUUAAGGGGUUCAAAUACGUCGCAGUGGAUUUCAGCUCGCUGAGCUACGCGGCCUCUACUGGGAACCUCACCUUAACCAAAGCUCUUCUUCAAUCCCGUCAACUGGGACGGAAUCCAGACCUCACAGAUGCCACAGAGGCACUCAGCAUCGCCGGCUUCUUCGGUCAAUUUCCCGUUGUAACACUACUCCUUUCAAUGGGAGUUCGCGCACACUCCCACGUAUGCUAUAACAUACUACACGCUGCAGCUUAUCACGGCCAGCUCAGCCUAAUGGAGGACCUCGUUUGUAAAUACAAAAUCGACGCCAACGUUGAGGAUCAAUUUGGUGCGACCCCAAUACUCUGCGCCAUAGGUGGACAAUGCCGGAUUCUUGCAGGACGAUCCAUAGGGAAGUUAAUAGAAUUAGGAGCCAAUCCUAACCACAACAUCAUGGGUAGGAGCUAUGCCGACUAUGCUAAAGCUAUGGGAAAGGAUGAAUUGGCAAAUCUCAUAAAGCUCAUGGCCGAGAACGCUAUUAGCCCCAUCAAAGCCUCGCAAGGAGAAGAGGAAUCUUCCUUUCAGAUAGCUGGGGGAUCAGAAUAA